This is a messenger RNA of Spirometra erinaceieuropaei, 321 nucleotides long. The record is from the annotation of a GenBank genome assembly. NCBI's taxonomy places the organism in Eukaryota, Metazoa, Platyhelminthes, Cestoda, Diphyllobothriidea, Diphyllobothriidae.
AUGGUCGGUCCACCCGUCAGCACCCGCGAUCGCCUUCGUCACCAGCACGUCCCGCUGAUCUCGCCUCCGGACGAGGACAUAGUCCAGCAGGUGCCACUGUCGCGACCGAGGAUGCCUCCAAGUGGCCUUCUCUCGCUCCGACAGACAGAAGAAGGUGUUCGUCAGGAUGAGGCGGUGUUCUGCGCAGGUGCGGAGAAGCAGCAGACCAUUGUCGUUCGAGCCGCGGAGACCGUGGGAACCCAGCACUCAUCUCCAGGCCGUAUGGUCUGUGCCGACGCGGGCGUUGAAGUCACCAAGGACAAUCAACUUGUCCGCCUUUGA